ACAGGGCAGCUAUCAGCAAGGCACUCCAGAGUCUGUGUGGUGCUGGAGUGCACGUGUGCGAGGGAGUCGAUUCUGGGGAAUAUUUUGUGCUUCCUCCACCACCCUGACGACACAUUGCCGAGGGAUCAGAACUCGACUCUCCUACACACCCUCUGCACAUGCUCCUACUUAGAUGCGGAGAAAGUCACCUCCUGGGUCCAACUGAUGGUGCAAUCAGCCUGGUUGCUUCUGCCUCAGUCACACCACUGCCAGCUAAAAGGUCCUGCCCUCCUCCAAGUCCUGCAGGUUCCAGCUGACAACAACCCCCAAGGUGAACAUUUGCAUGGAGAUGAUGUUAGCAGUGCAGCAAGGCAGCUCUACCGUUGCCCUGAGCAGAGAGUAGGCAAAGGAGAGCUACUCAUGGCAUGGCACAGCCAACAGGACAAUCUCCACCUCAGGGGUCUACAGCUCUGCGCCCAUAUCCUGGUGGUGUUAUUUUCGCUUUUCCACCCAUGCCUGUAA
Messenger RNA from Eurypyga helias (sunbittern), 501 nucleotides. Its product is annotated as inositol 1,4,5-trisphosphate receptor-interacting protein-like 1. The transcript is spliced from 2 exons. Lineage: Eukaryota; Metazoa; Chordata; Aves; Eurypygiformes; Eurypygidae. The record is from RefSeq and is a predicted model, not a curated record. The annotation marks the transcript as partial.